Molecule: messenger RNA, 3539 nt
Organism: Sebastes umbrosus (honeycomb rockfish)
Lineage: Eukaryota; Metazoa; Chordata; Actinopteri; Perciformes; Sebastidae
Gene: ercc2
Product: excision repair cross-complementation group 2
Exons: 23
Coding region: 185-2467 (760 amino acids)
Biological process (GO): transcription by RNA polymerase II; positive regulation of mitotic recombination; nucleotide-excision repair
Cellular component (GO): nucleus
Molecular function (GO): ATP binding; damaged DNA binding; DNA helicase activity
Source: RefSeq, a predicted model, not a curated record
AGAGGAAUAAGAAACAGGAAGUAGAAGAAGAAGAAACAGGAAGUAGUAGUAGAAGAAGAGUCGGAGCAGCUUCAGCAGUUUGUGGUUUUGUCUUUUUAACAAACAUUAAAGUUAGAAAUUACAAUUUAAAAACAGAGAAAGUGACUGACCAAGAAGAGGAGCGACUGCUACACGUUCUACCAACAUGAAGCUCAACAUCGAGGGUCUGUUGGUGUAUUUUCCAUAUGACUACAUCUAUCCUGAGCAGUACUCCUACAUGCUGGAGCUGAAGAGGACUCUGGAUGCUAAGGGUCAUGGAGUCCUUGAGAUGCCGUCAGGAACAGGGAAGACCAUCUCUCUGCUGUCUCUCAUUGUUGCCUACCAAAAGACCUUUCCUUUGGAAGUGACCAAGCUAAUAUACUGCUCCAGAACAGUUCCUGAGAUCGAGAAGGUCGUGGAGGAGCUGAGGAAGUUGAUGGAGUAUUAUUCCAAGGAAACAGGACAGAGCAACAACUUCCUGGCUCUGGCACUUUCCUCCAGAAAAAACCUCUGCAUCCACCCGGAGGUGAGUGCUCUGCGCUUCGGUAAGGAGGUUGAUGGGAAGUGCCACAGUCUGACAGCAUCCUACAUUCGUGCACAACGCCACAGCGACCCCGACGUGCCUGUGUGUCAAUUUUAUGAGGAUUUUGAUUCAGUCGGCCGACAGGUGCCUCUUCCUCCUGGCGUCUACAACCUCGACGACCUGAAGGACUUCGGCAGGAGGAAAGGCUGGUGUCCUUAUUAUCUGGCACGCUACUCAAUCCUGCACGCCAACAUUGUGGUGUACAGUUACCACUACCUGCUGGACCCCAAGAUAGCUGACCUGGUGUCCAAAGAGCUGGCCAAGAACUCUGUAGUGGUGUUCGACGAGGCUCAUAAUAUAGACAACGUGUGCAUCGACUCCAUGAGUGUGAACAUCACCAGACGAACACUUGACCGCUGCCAGACCAAUGUGGACACUCUUCAGAACACCAUACUCAAGAUAAAGGAGACGGACGCUGCCAAACUGAAUAUGGAGUACAGGCGAUUGGUGGAGGGGCUGAAGGAAGCCAAUGUUGCCAGGGAAACGGACAUCUACCUCUCAAAUCCUGUGUUACCAGAUGAAAUUCUUAAAGAGGCAGUCCCUGGAACUAUUCGCACAGCAGAGCACUUUGUUGGUUUCCUGAGACGUUUCCUGGAGUAUCUGAAGUCCCGUCUGAGAGUCCAUCAUGUAGUACAGGAGAGCGCCCCGCAGUUCCUCAAAGACAUCUUCGACAAAGUCUGCAUCGACCGCAAGCCUCUCAGGUUUUGUGCAGAGCGGUUACAGUCGUUACUACGAACUCUGGAGAUUGCCGACAUCGCAGACUUCUCAGCUGUUACUCUCAUCUCUAACUUUGCUACCCUGGUCAGCACCUACAGCCAAGGUUUCACCAUCAUCAUCGAGCCCUUUGAAGACAGAACUCCAACCAUCGCCAACCCUGUGCUGCACUUCAGCUGUAUGGACCCGUCUAUUGCCAUCAAACCUGUUUUUCAAAGAUUUCAGUCAGUCAUCAUCACCUCGGGGACUCUCUCUCCGCUGGACAUCUAUCCCAGAAUCCUUGACUUCCGCCCUGUUACCAUGGCAUCCUUCACCAUGACGCUGGCACGGACCUGCCUCUGUCCUCUGAUCGUUGGAAGGGGAAAUGAUCAGGUGGCCCUGAGCUCAAAGUUUGAGACCAGAGAAGACUUUGCUGUGAUUCGUAACUAUGGCAACCUACUUCUAGAGAUGUCCGCGGUCGUUCCCGACGGCAUCGUGGCGUUCUUCACCAGCUACGUCUACAUGGAGAACAUCGUGGCGUCCUGGUAUGAACAGGGCAUCCUGGAGAACAUCCAGAGAAACAAGCUGAUCUUCAUUGAGACUCCAGAUGCUGCCGAGACGAGCAUGGCCCUGGAGAAAUACCAGGAGGCAUGUGAGAACGGCAGAGGAGCCAUCCUCCUGUCUGUGGCCAGGGGAAAGGUGUCUGAAGGAAUAGAUUUUGUGCACCACUUUGGGCGGGCAGUCAUCAUGUUUGGAGUUCCUUAUGUUUACACGCAGAGUCGCAUCCUAAAGGCUCGUCUGGAGUACCUUCGGGAUCAGUUUCAGAUCAGAGAGAAUGACUUCCUGACGUUUGAUGCCAUGCGUCACGCGGCCCAGUGUGUGGGCAGAGUCAUCAGAGGCAAGACCGACUACGGACUCAUGAUCUUUGCUGACAAGCGUUACGCCCGAGCAGACAAACGUGGGAAGCUUCCUCGCUGGAUUCAGGAACACAUCAGUGACGGCAGUCUGAACCUCACCGUGGACGAGACCGUCCAGCUCUCCAAGCACUUCCUGCGACAGAUGGCUCAGCCUUUCAGACAGGAGGACCAGUUGGGUCUGUCUCUGUUGACUCUCGAGCAGCUGGAGUCGGAGGAGAUGCUGCAGAAAAUCACUAAGAUCGCUCAUCAGAACUGAAGGUGACAUAUUUAUACACUGCGUAAUGUCAUCACCCAUGAUGAGGUCAGCAGCCGUUACAAUGACAUCAUGAGAACUGGGUCAGAUGCAACUUUAAACCUAUUUGGUGUGCUAGAUGUUCAGGGUUUACCACAUCAGGGCAGUUAUAGUAGAUAUGGGUCAGAAAGUUGGUUAUCACAAUAUAAACCAAACUCCUUCAAAGAAGCUCUUUUUCUUUAUGUAUUUAACUCCACCUAUCUGGUUAACAGAACACGUGUUGGCCCAGUUCUAGUUGUUACAGUAAGGAUUUCUGACUGUAGUAAUAGUAAUUAUACAGGUCUGAACCUCAGAAAAAGCACAAGCAUUCAGUAUUUCAUGUCACUCACUGUCAUCCAUAAUGAAUCCUUUCCAUUAUUAUGACAAAACCUUUACUUGACAUUAAACUCCUGAAGCAUUUUUAGAGUACUGUAGUUUAAAGAAAACCACAUUUAUUACUUUUCGAACCAGAAAUGAAUAAAGGGAAAAGUCGCCACCGUUUUAUGUGGAAGGCCAAUCAGUGCUGAUGGUAAAUGUGCUCGAUUGAAGCAAUACAUUCCUCAGUGCGUGCUGUAUUGACAGAGAAAGCGGAGUCGUGCCAGAGGAUAUGGCCGGCGGGGACCUUCCGGGCAUCAGAAGCUCGUGCGCAAUGCAUCCUGGUACAUGUAGGCACUGCCAGCACAGCUCCGCAAGCAGGAGAGCUCAGCUUUCUCGGUCAAUAUAGCGCACACUGAGGAAGUAUUGCAUCAAUUGACUAAAUUUACCAUCAACACUUUAUUGAACAUCCACAUAAAAGGUACAAAAUGUCCCUUUAACGCAUGUUGAGCUGAUACGUAAACAAGACAAGCAAAUGUGUUAAAAAUAAGUUGUAUAAACUACAGAAAUGUUUCAUCUGUGGGUGUAACAUCGGUCCAUAUAGCGUCUGUCAUACAGACAAGACUACUGUUAGUUUCCUUUGCUACUGCAACUGUAACUGUAUAUAUUCACAUUUUAUACUGAACAUAUUUGUGUAUCUGUUUUUCAAACAGGAAGUUGGAAAAUAAAUGUUUGUAUUUAA